Messenger RNA from Diaporthe citri, 2712 nucleotides. RefSeq lists its product as uncharacterized. NCBI's taxonomy places the organism in Eukaryota, Fungi, Ascomycota, Sordariomycetes, Diaporthales, Diaporthaceae. The transcript has 9 exons. The record is from RefSeq and is a predicted model, not a curated record. The coding region runs from base 1 to 2712 and encodes 903 amino acids. Gene Ontology annotation, molecular function: protein binding.
AUGUCAUUGUCGGAAGUAGGCCUAGGCCGGGCAGCUUACUGGGAAAGUCUCUGGGCCGAAGCUUAUAGGACUAUCAAAAACGAUCCAGAGUAUUCUCACCUCCUCGAAACGUUUGAAAAGUAUCUGCGCAAUGCAGAGCAUGAAAAUAUCUCCACCGUCUCUGAGGGUGUAGAGCGACUUGAGGAGAUCCAAAAGCUGGCCAAGACGAAACUUGAGAAGCUUCCAGAAGCUCGAACCGCCUUCUCAAUCGGUGGAAGGCGUAUUGUUGUUCGAGAACUUGUCCAGAAAGCCAUUCGAACGGUGAAAGCAUUCAAGCCCAUCGUCAGCGAAGCCGUUUCAGCUGAACCGCACGCUGCCUUGGCUUGGGGUUGCAUUCUAACUAUCCUACCCAUGCUAGAGAACCUAUACCAGCAAGACGAACAUGCAGCGAAUGGCCUCAACAACAUUCUGUUCAUUCUAGUUCGAUACCAACAACUCCAGGAAACAGUCUUGUCUGAUGAGUUCGAAGACCCGAGCCAAACCGAAGCUACUCGCCAGCUCCUAUCAAUCAUCAGAAGCAAACUUGUGAGCGUCUACGCCCAAGUAUACGUGUACCAGAUUCGAUUCAUUCUGCAAUAUGGGAGGAUUAAAUGGCUUCGUAAUGUCAGAAACAUUGUGAGCGCCGACGACUGGAAAGGAAUGUGGAACGAUAUUGAGUCUACCAGCCGGCUUGUUGAUCAAGGUAUCCAAGACCGAGUUGGUAUCCGCACGUCAGAGGCCUGGAAAGCGAUAAAUGAAAUCAAAGCGAGAACAGAGGAGAUUAAAGGUCUGCAAAGGUCCACACUGGAGAUGGAGUUCUUGUUGUCCUUGCAAUUUGCUGGAAAUGCCACGUUUGAUUCAGCUGAGGUCUUAGGCGCCGAAGCGCCUUGUUUGGAAGGGACUCAGCGCCGCAUUCUGAGCGAAAUCCGAGACUGGGCGGAGAAUCCUGCAGGGGAAGUAAUAUUCUGGCUACAUGGUAUGGCUGGCACCGGAAAGACGAGCGUUGCUUUGACCGUCGCCGAUGCCUUAAACCAGAGAAAACCAUUCACAAAGAGAACAAAUGCCCCUGCAACGGCAUUCCUCGGCGCCAGCUUUUUCUUUAAGCAAGGCGAUGCAACCAGGAACAGCGCGAAGGCUUUCUUCCCGACUCUCGCCAGAUGCCUGGCAGACGUAUUUAUGGACUUCAGGUCGCUCAUCGCUAGUGCAAUCAAUGAGAACCUGGCAAUUGGGACGAAAGCCCCUCCGCAGCAGCUCGAAUAUCUAAUCACCAGGCCCCUCCUCCCUCGAUGGCCAAACCUUCCUACCCAUACGACUGGUGGUCGUGGUGUGCAACUCCGGCUCCUGAUCACCAGCAGAACCGAAAAGCACAUCCUCGGAAGCUUCGGAAAGUUACCCAAGAAUUUACAUCGCUCGGUGUUUCUUGACAAGAUCAAACCAUACACGGAGGGACAAAGCACAGAGGACGACAUCAAAUUCUAUCUCUCGCACACAAUAGCUGAAAUAGCCAAGAAGCAUGGCGCCGCGCAAGACUGUAUCGAUGAAGCCAGCAUCAACAAGCUCAGGAUGAAGGCUGACGGCCUGUUCAUUUAUGCGGCGACAGCCUGUCGUUUCCUGGAUGCCGAGGACUUCCCUGAUGAGAAAGCUAGGCAAGAGCGACUGGACCAGAUAUUUCAGGAUUAUUCAGAGACCGACGACUCGGAAACCGAUGAAUGGGAGGCCGAUGCUCCCCAGCAGAAAGUAGAUGAGAUUUAUCUCAAGGUUCUGUCAUUUCCCGAUCGCGAACAAAUGUCCCCAAAGACAAGACAAAGGACCUACGACGGUAUGCGCAUGACUCUUGGCUUUCUCGCAGCUCUUUUCGAGCCUGUCGCUACUUCUGCGCUUGAGAAUUUGCUCCCACCCUUGCCGGUGAGCCUGGCUCAAUUGCUCAAGAAACUUCAUGCCAUAGUCGGCGUCCCCCGGGACGAUAAAUCAUCCCUUGAUUUGGUCCACUUAUCGUUUCGCGAUUUCAUCCUCAGCAAGAAGCGAUCGAAGCAACUGAAGUUCCGGGUUGACGAGACCGAAAUGCACAAAGAGUUGUUUUCUCGCUGCCUUGAAAUCAUGUCCUCGAGGCUUUGCCGGGACAUCUGCGGACUCGUCAUUCCAGGAAAGAUGGCUUCGGAGAUACCACACAUUCGAAUCGAGGAGAACAUCCCGCAGCAUUUGCGAUACGCAUGCCGGUACUGGGUUGAUCAUCUUGCUAAGUUGGACAACAGCCAUCUUAGGGAAGCUGGGUUAAUGGACGGUGGAAAGAUCCAUGCGUUUCUUCAGGAAUGCUUCCUGUAUUGGCUCGAGGCGAUGAGCCUUAUCAAGGAGAUACCAACAGCCAUACUCAUUGUUAAUCAGCUGCAGACUUUGGUCGUGGAUUACAUUACAGGCACCGAGCGCUUCAGGUUUGACGAGCGAAAGUGGUACCUCUACGCAGCCUUUUCGCCAGACGGAAGAUCAAUUGCACUCGGGUCGGAUGAUGGGCUCAUCAAUGUAAGGGAGUUUGGAACGGGGAAUGUAAUCGACCUGGAAGGCCACAACAACCGUGUAUCAAACGUGGCCUUCUCGCCAAAAAGCAACAAGACUUUAGCAUCGGCGUCCUGCGAUACCACCGUCCGAAUAUGGAACAUCGACGAAAGACAGACAACUCAUACGGCCGGUUUCCGAUAG